This is a messenger RNA of Pleuronectes platessa (European plaice), 3207 nucleotides long. RefSeq names its product cytoplasmic polyadenylation element binding protein 3 (gene cpeb3). The coding region runs from base 1476 to 2453 and encodes 325 amino acids. Gene Ontology annotation, cellular component: nucleus; cytoplasm; synapse. Gene Ontology annotation, biological process: negative regulation of cytoplasmic translation. Lineage: Eukaryota; Metazoa; Chordata; Actinopteri; Pleuronectiformes; Pleuronectidae. The record is from RefSeq and is a predicted model, not a curated record. The transcript is spliced from 9 exons. Gene Ontology annotation, molecular function: mRNA 3'-UTR binding; ribosome binding; translation factor activity, RNA binding.
ACUCAUUUUGUUACCUCUUUAAGACUUUUUCCAGCACAUACAGUUACCUUUUCAGGAACAGUAGGACUCACAAGGCCCAAAGCUUGGUCAUAAUGAGGUAAAACCACAUUUCUGAGGUCCGGAUUAGGGUGUCCAUGCCCAUGAGAAUGUCUUCUUUAGAGUGUGUGAGGUGACCCCACCCACACACUUUUUUUCAGUGCCCUUGUUUGGACAACAGGCGACUUCAAUGUGUGUGUGUGUCUGUUUGUGUGCUUUCUCUGAAAGCGAAAUGCUGCUUUUGAGAUCCUCUCAAACUUUUUAAGAGCUCUUUACUUCUUUCCGAGGGGAGACGGGGCCGCGGGGUUGUCUAAACAAUCCCCAUUUCUGCACACACUGGUCUGUGUAAGGUGUCUGAACUGGGUCAGCUGAGCUCACGUGUCGAGAGAGCGAGGCACCCCCACACUAACACACACAUAAGAGAUUCUCCCCUCGGCCUGGAAAAACACCACCAGUUUGACAACAGCCACCAUCACGGCUGCUGCAAAGAGUAUUGUCACACACACACCCAGACACAAGCAUAGAACACGCACAAAUUGUUUCUGACACAUAAAUCAACUGUGACAUUCCAUGCUAAACACUCUCACCUCACACACUUGUUUCAGGCUGUUACUCAUUGUUGACUAUGACAAAGACGACACAACAGAUAUGAAGCCACACACACGCACGCACACACACACACACACACACACACACACAGAGAUGCUCAUAAUUAAUAAUGAGUCCCUGUGACUCCUGCAUGUGAAUCCCACCCCACCCAGCGUGUCUCGUUGAAAACACGCAUGCACAUCAGCUGAUCUGCUCACAUGACCUUACUCAUGCGUCAGUUACAAUUUCUCGACAUAUCUGAACUUACAAAUCUAUCUAUCUAUAUUAAAUCAGCUUACAAAAGCUCUGCCUGAAGAGCCUGCAAUGAGCCCCUAAAAAUUGCUCUAAAUAUUUAACUAAUUUAUUAAAAUCACGAGCCAGCUGAAUGAUGAACAAAACUUUUUCAGUACAGUACCUCCACCUGUCAUUUGUUUUUGAACAAUGUUUGAACCAUUUAAGCUUUACACAAGCAGUUAACAUUGAUUUUGUUGGGUUUGGUUGUCUCCUGCCAUGUGCUAGUUAAUAGUCAUUAUGAAGUAUAAUAUUGUUGUAAAUGAUAGUAGGGGCCAGCUUUAACUGUGUGGUCAGUAGUGAAGGGGGAGGGCAAACACUGGUGCUGUUUGAAUUUGUGUUUUUGUUGACAGGAGCAGUGGUCAGUGGGUAAGAGUUGACACACACAGGUUUUUAUCAGGGGGAAAACAAGAGUUGCAUGCGCAGAAUAGGUCAGAUGAGUAACACAGUGAUUAGUCAAGGUGCUGAGAUGAAUCGAAGGCUUGGGUGUAUAACUUUUCCUGAGAGUCUUGCACAUAUGCAAUUUGGACUUUGCUCUGUCUGCCUCUACCUUAGGACGUAUGGGCCUCAACUUUCAUCAUCCUGGAGCAGACCACAUAAUGCCAUUGAACACCCGGAGCUAUGGCCGUAGAAGAGGUCGUUCCUGCCUUUUCCCCUUCGAAGAUGGUUUCCUCGACGAUGGCCACGGUGACCCCUCCUUGACCCCGGGCCUGAACUCGCCGACCCGCUGUCAGAACGGAGAGCGGAUGGAGCGCUACUCCAGGAAGGUCUUUGUUGGAGGACUUCCACCCGACAUAGAUGAAGAUGAAAUCACCAACAGUUUCCGUCGCUACGGGCACCUGGUGGUCGACUGGCCCCACAAAGCUGAAAGCAAAUCCUACUUCCCACCCAAAGGCUACGCCUUCCUGCUGUUCCAGGAGGAGACCUCUGUUCAGGCCCUAAUCGACGCCUGCAUCGAGGAGGAUGGCAAACUGUACCUGUGUGUGUCCAGUCCCACCAUCAAAGACAAACCGGUCCAGAUCCGUCCCUGGAACCUGAGCGACAGUGACUUUGUCAUGGAUGGCUCCCAGCCUCUGGACCCCCGCAAGACCAUCUUUGUCGGAGGAGUGCCGCGGCCCCUGCGUGCAGUGGAGCUGGCGAUGAUCAUGGACCGGCUGUACGGCGGCGUCUGCUACGCCGGCAUCGACACCGACCCGGAGCUGAAGUACCCGAAGGGAGCCGGCCGGGUCGCCUUCUCCAAUCAGCAGAGCUACAUCGCUGCCAUCAGCGCUCGCUUCGUUCAGCUGCAGCACAAUGACAUCGACAAAAGGGUGGAGGUGAAGCCUUACGUCCUGGAUGACCAGAUGUGCGACGAGUGCCAGGGGGCGCGCUGUGGGGGGAAGUUCGCCCCCUUCUUCUGUGCCAACGUCACCUGCCUGCAGUACUACUGUGAGUACUGCUGGGCCAGCAUCCACUCGCGAGCCGGCCGAGAGUUUCACAAGCCACUGGUGAAGGAGGGGGGGGACCGCCCUCGACACGUGUCCUUCCGCUGGAGCUGAGGGGGGGCUCGUGAGUCGACCCUGCCCCGGUGAACCCACACCUGACCCCUAAAAAAAGAAAAAAAGGCCUCCUGCUAUCCCACAGCCUGGGACAGUACUGCAACAUCCCCCCUCCCACAAUACACUGCCCCAUCUACUCCACCCGGCUACCCACAAACACCUCAUGAAAAAAAGGAUACCACCAAACACACGGGACUGUCGUCAUGCCUUGCGGCUCUGAACUCAUCGCCUGGUGUUCCCCCAUGUUGAAGCUUUGUGGGGGAAAAGAAUCAGCGUAGAAAUUGCACUUUGGCACAAGAUUUCACUAAACACACACACACACACACACACACACACACACACACACACACACAUAAUGGUAUGUUUGACUCCUGGCUACUUUCAGUUCCCCGCUCUGUUGACUGGGUGGUGUGGUACGUCCUCUUGGACCCGCACCCCCCUUACUGAGACAGAGGUGGGACCUUACAAAUAUUUUUAAAAAAGGUAUAUAUUUUUUGUUUUCUUAUUGACCUAUACAUAUAAAUAUGAAUAUAUAUAUAUAUAGAUCAUUCAAAUUGUAUGCAACAGGAGCAUGCACUUAGUUAUAUGGCCCCUAGUAAAAAUCAUAAUUACCAAAGGCAAGGGAAAUUAGUGCACAGAGAAAAGCAGGUGGCAUAAGAUGUAGCAAGAUUUAACAUCUAUCCAUUAGUGUGGGCCCGUAUCACCCAGAGUAAAAUAACACGGCUACAUUCGCUUUCAAUUCUGACUCUGAAAA